AUGUUGGUGGCGCCCGCUCAAAGUCUAGCAAUCGAGGCUCUGCCCAAUGGGCGAUCGGAGCAGGGAUCUCAGCUUGAAUGUAUCGGCCGCGCUCGGUUGUCGUCAGCGAAUCCCAGCCCUGAAGGCCUCCAAGACCGGAUGGGCCCCACGCUGCUCGACCCUCCAUCAGCUGAGGGUGUGUCUCCUACUCGACAGGUCGAACCUCCUGAAAAGGCUUGCGUAUGA
Molecule: messenger RNA, 225 nt
Organism: Penicillium nucicola
Lineage: Eukaryota; Fungi; Ascomycota; Eurotiomycetes; Eurotiales; Aspergillaceae
Exons: 1
Coding region: 1-225 (74 amino acids)
Source: RefSeq, a predicted model, not a curated record